AUGGAGGAUGCAGCCAAGUAUGCAUGCAAAUGCAACGACAUUACAACUGUCGCUCAGCUAUACGUGGAGGAGAGAAAGUACAACUACUACUUUAACCAAAAAUUGCCAAAAACUGCCGAAGUGGUUCGGGGCAAAGAUCUCACUCUCGAAUGCUCUGUCUCCGAUCCCCGUGCUCCCGUCUCGUGGUAUCACAAGGGCAACAAACUGGAGUAUGUUGCGGGAAAGAUUGAACUAAAGCGACGGGAGAACCGAUGUAUCUUGAAGAUAUGCCGAGCCAAACCAGAAGCCGAGGGAGAGUACUGUUGUAUGGUGGAAGGUGAUGAAACCUUCGUAGAUGUGGCCGUCGAAGAUCCAGACUGGUUCUUCAACCGCGAGCUCAAACAACAAAACGCGUUGGAGACAGAUCCAGUUGCUACUUUCGAAUGCGAGGUGUCUGAUCGCGAAGCCGAAGUUCAGUGGUUCAAAAAUGAUGAGCCAAUCGUUGCCAGUGACAAAUAUGAGAUUGUUUCGGAGUCCCGACUCAAAAGAAUCCUCAGAAUCAAGAACAUUGCCAUGGAUGACGAUGCUACGUAUACUUGCAAAGUUGCCAAGAAAACUACCUCAGCGCGACUGGUUGUCAAGCCGGACGUGGAGUUUAAGCAGAACCUCAUCGAUACGAAUGGAAUUGAGACCAAGAGUAAAGAAUUGGUCUGCAAAGCGUACAAUCCGAAGAAGUAUCCAGUCAAGUGGUAUAAAGACGGUGUGGAGAUCAAUUUCAACGACAGAGUUUCGACCAAAGAAGCCGAGGGGUCGCUAUUCCUCAUCAUCAAGUCACUUGUGAUGGAAGAUGAGGGCGUUUACUCCUGUCGCAUUGGUUCCCACGAGACCAAAGGUAGACUCGGGGUAACCGAGUGCGAGAAACCGCCGACAGUAGAUCUCGCCAAUUUCGAUGACUACCUUAAACUCAAAAAGGGUGCCAACUUUGCGGCGGCUAUACCCUUUAAAGGUUUCCCCGUGCCUACUAUAACUAUUCUGCGGAAUGGAGAGCCCCUACCCGAGAAUGUGAAGCUGAAGGCCGUCACCAGAAGCGGUAUGGUUAACAUGAAUCUGGACGAUGCUCAACGAGCAGACGCCGGCAACUACACACUUAAGUUGGCCAACAGUAUGGGUGAAGUAGAGGUGCCUUUCAAAAUCGAUGUCUACGAUCGUCCUAAACCUCCCAAGGCGCCAUUGGACGUCUGUGAGUUGUGUGCAACGAAAUGCACCCUCAUGUGGGAUCCUCCUGAAGAUGACGGUGGACGUCCAAUAACCCACUAUGAUGUUGAGGUGAUGGAUGCCACAGCAAAAGAGGACUGGAAACCACUGAAGAAGGUGAAGGAGUGUAAAUGCGAGGUCCCUUUGAAGGAGGGCAAUAAGUACAAAUUUCGAGUUCGAGCCGUAAACGAUCAAGGACCUUCAGACUACCUAGAGACAGAGAAGGAUACGCUUGCUCAUGAUAUUUGCGAUCCCCCAGAUCCACCUGGAAAUCUGGAGAUUGCUGAUUACGACGAGAAACACGUGGAUUUGAAGUGGGUAAAACCACGAAAGGAGAACGGAGCACCAGUCAAGAAUUACAUCAUCGAGGGCCGAAAGCAUCCUGAGGGAGCGUGGAUGACGCUGCAGGAGACCAAGGAGACAAAGGCCUCCGUGCCGUGGAAAGAGGGAGAGACUUAUGAAUUUCGUGUUAUGGCUGUUAACAAGGCGGGUAAAUCCGCGCCAUCCACUGCCACUGCGCCUAUUCUGGCGAAGCCUCGCUUGUUGAAACCGUGGAUUGACAAAUCAAGGAUCCAGGUCACCAAAUUGAAGGUUGGACAAACAUUCGAGCUGAACUUGCGCUACAGAGCGGAACCCGAUCCCGAAGUCAAGUGGUUUGCAGGUGAAACGCCCAUUGAAUCGAACACGGAGUAUCAGUUAAUCUUCAAUCAUCGCGACACCACAGUGAAGGUGACCGAUGCACAGAGGAAGCACACGCAGCUCUACAAAUUGGUUGUCUCCAACGAAGUCGGUUUUGAUGAGGCGACUCUUGAGGUGGUGGUGCUAGGCAAACCCAGCCGACCCACUGGUCCGCUGGAGGUCAGCGAUAUCACCAAAAAUUCCUGUGUUCUAAAGUGGAAACCGCCUACUGACGAUGGCGGUGAGCCUAUUCAAUAUUAUCUAGUGGAGAAGAUGGACAUGAAGAAAAACCGUUGGGAGAAGGUGGCAGAAGUUUCACGCGGAACGACCUGCUCAGUUUCCAAGUUGGCGGAAGGCAACAGUUACCUGUUCCGCGUCUCUGCGGUAUCCAGCCUAGGUACUGGUGAACCCUUGGAAGCCGAUGCAGAGAUUAUUGCAAAGAAUCCCUACGAUGAGCCGGAGGCUCCAGGCAAACCAGAAAUUGUGGACCAUGACAAAGACCGCAUAGAUCUCCGUUGGGAGUCUCCGGCCUUUGAUGGAGGUGCCCCUAUCAUCGGCUAUCAUGUGGAGAGGAAGGAGCUUAAGUCGAAUAGGUGGGUGAAGAUUACACUCAAACCAGUGCCGGAUACGGAAUACACAGAUGGGUCAGUGACGGCUGGUCGUGACUAUGAGUACCGCGUGAUUGCCGUCAAUAAGGCAGGCCCGAGUCCUCCCAGUGAACCAAGUGCUGUUGUCACGGCAAAGCCUAGUCGAGUAGUGGUUCGGUUACCUUCGUUAAAAAAAAUAAACAGGAUUUUUGAACCCCUAAUCUACAGUACCACUAGCAAAUGCAGCCCUUUGUCUGCCGGAACCCAAUCAACUUGUCAAACUGUCAAACUUGAUUUGUAUGGUCCGGGGCCUGGUCACUCCCUAAAAUCGGAUCAGAUGGUCGAAGUUAGUUUGAUGAAGGAUUACUGGAAGGCGGAAGAGGUGCCGAUUCGAUGGGAGGGAAAGCUGUUGCCCUUUCCCAUCACAGUGCAGACUCUCCACCUUCGUGUGGGCGUGGUGUACGUGCGUAGACAGGCUCCAAAACUGGACAAGAAUCGACUGCGCGAUCUGCUCGGUCCACGCAAUGAGAUACGGUUGCGGGUCGGUGAGCCGCUGAGCAUUCCUAUUCCCAUCAAGGGGGCGCCCAAACCCACUGUGACGUGGACUAAGGACGGCGGCACGGUGCCCCAGACUGCCAAAAUCACCGAUACUGAGGAGCUCACUGGAUUGGACAUUCCCUCUACGGUUCGUGGAGACAGUGGCAAGUACAAAGUUCACCUCAGCAAUGACUAUGGCGAGGAUGAGGCUGACAUCAGUGUCAUUGUCAUGGACAAACCAAAGCCACCCCGUGAUUUGGAAGUGUUUGAAGUAUUUGCCGAGCACUGCAUGCUGAAAUGGAAGCCGCCUGAAGAUGGCGGUGGUACACCAAUCACAGACUAUAUUGUUGAGAAAUGCAACGACGCCACGGGUAUCUGGGAGCCCGUAACUGGAAUCAUAAGAGACAAUCAAGUCUUAGUCAAGAGUUUGGAACCAAAUCAACUCUACCACUUUCGUGUCAAAGCUGUGAAUAAUAUUGGCGAAUCGGCUCCCGUCCAGACGAAGAACACGGUGCUCGCCAAGAAUCCCUAUGAUCCGCCAUCGGCGCCACAGGACUUUGAAAUUGUCUCCUACGACAAACGUUCUGUUUCCUUUGAGUGGAAACCACCCAAAUCCGAUGGAGGCAAUCCUAUUCAGGGCUAUCAGCUUGAGAAACGAUUACUCCCGAGAGGCGAUUGGAAAGUGGCUACGAACAAUCUCAUCCCGGGAAAUAAAGUAACCAUCUCCAACGUUGACGAGGGCAUGACCUACGAGUUUCGGGUUUGCGCUGUUAACGACGGUGGUCCUGGUGCUUACGCACAGCUAGACAAACCUCAUACAAUCAAGGACAUGAUCUUCCCACCGGGAAGCCCGAGUGAGUUGAAUGUGGACACCGUAAACAAGAACGGUGCAAAGUUGAGCUGGAAGCCUCCAAAAUUCGACGGUGGAGCGCCAGUCACAGGAUACGUGGUGGAAAAACAAAAUGAGAAGGGUGAUUGGAUCCCAGUGUUAGAGACUAAGCAGACCUCAGCCUUUGUGCCCAUGAAGGAAGGUGAGAUCGCUCAAUUCCGUGUGCGCGCCAUUAAUAAGGAGGGCCCCGGCGAACCCACCCGUCCCACAUCCGCUCUCACAGCUGAGAACAAACCCACCGCUCCGCAUAUUGCCACUCCUAACGACGGGGUUAUCGGUGGUCCUGGGACAGGUGUCGGUGGACUACAUGAUGUCACAAUUAAGGCUGGUCAAGAGCUGAGCUUGCCGGUAGCCUGGUUCGGCUACCCAAAACCGACAGCAAACUGGUUGUUAAAUGAUAAGCCCGUGAAGGCUGGUGAGAAUAACGUGGAGUUGCUGGGGGAAGGACCACCUAAGCCCUCAGAGAAUACUCCUACGGCAGUGCUAGAACAGGAGCCGGGAGGGACAUUUGUUCUCAAGGUGCCCAAGGCUCGUCGAGUCAACUCUGGUCGUUACCAAAUACGUAUUGUCAACGAUCAGGGCCAGGCUUCCUCUUCUUGUCAAGUCAAUGUCAUCGACGUUCCUGGAGCACCUACUGGACCUCUGGAGGCAGUGGACGUCAAGGCAGACGAGAUCACGCUUCAAUGGAAGCCGCCAGAAGAUGAUGGUGGUGAACCAGUCACGAAUUACAUUCUUGAAAAACGUCUCAAGGGCUCAGACAGCUGGCAAAAAGUCAGCGGGUUUUUGAAAUCCUCCACGGCGACUGUACAUGGUCUGGAGGUCGGCAAAGACUAUGAAUUCAGAGUAAUGGCGGAGAAUGUUAUUGGCACAAGCGAACCACUUCAAACCACAACAGCUAUCAAAGCCAAGCAUCCUUACGAUCCACCCUCCGGCAUGGAGAAACCGAACAUUGAAGACACAACAGAAACCUCCGUUACACUUUCCUGGAAUCCUCCAAGAAAGGGCCCAGUAACUGGCUACGUCGUUGAGAAGCGCCCAAAAGGCGAAAAGACAUGGACAAAGGCUAAUACUGGACCUGUCACUGGAACCUCAUAUACAGUGAAGAAUUUACCCACUGGAAAGGAGUUUCAAUUUCGCAUUAUUCCAGUCAACUUGGCCGGAGAAGGCGAGCCUAGCGAACCCACUGAAAAUGUCAAGGUUCAGAAUCCGCCGACUGCUCCGAAGAUCAGCAAAAACAUCAUGAAUAACAUCAACGCAGUGGUGGAUAAACCCUUCAAGAUGCAUAUACCCUACUCCGGCACACCGCCUGACAAUAUUGAGGUCAAAAAAGACGGCAAACCAAUUCCAAUCCCCAGCGGUCGCUUCAUGUUUGAAGUGACUCCUGACGAGGUGAUUAUAGUGGACACGAAAGCAGAGAAGGAUGACGCAGGUCGCUAUGUGGUUGGACUGACCAACGAGCAGGGCAAAGAUGAGGUGCCCAUUCAGGUCAACGUUCGUGGUCCCCCCUCUGCUCCUGUUGGACCUCUGGAGGUUACCGACAUUCGUGCCGAGAGCUGCACUCUCACCUGGAGUCCACCACUUGCAAGUCGUGAUUCUUUCAACAUUAACUUUAUGGAUAAUGGUGGAUCGCCGAUCACAAAUUACGUGGUCGAGAAACAGGAGGGUAGCAGUGGUGAAUGGACACCUGUCAGUAAUUUCGUUCGUACACCGCAUUGGGAUGUGACCGAUCUCACUCCGGGCAAGCAAUAUCGCUUUCGAGUUCGAGCAGCCAAUGAGUUUGGUCCUGGUGAACCUUUGGAGGUGACAAAGCCCAUCACCGCCGAAAAUCCUAUCGUUCCACCGGGUCCGCCAGGUGAUCUUGAGGUGACAGAUGUGGACUCAGACAACGUGACACUGUCGUGGUCAAAACCACGCAAGACAGGUAGCGGAAAGAUCAGUGGGUACGUUGUUGAAUAUAAACCUGCGACAGGAGGUGAUUGGACUAAAGCCACCAGCGUAAGUGGCAAGGAUACCGAGGCAACAGUGAGUGGACUGAAUAAGGGUGAGAAGUACUUCUUCCGAGUCUCCGCUAAGAAUGAGGCCGGGCGCGGUGAACCUGCGGAGGUUGCAAGACCUGUUCUUUGCAAGCCAAAAUAUGACGCACCCGACGCUCCUGGCGUUCCCACAGUAAAGGAUGUGGACAAGGACUACGUGGAGUUGGAAUGGACCCCGCCAAUCAGGGAUGGUGGUGCUCGAAUCACGGGCUACGUGGUGGAGAAGAAACAAGCCGGUAGCAAUGAAUGGGUUUUCGCCACGGCUGACGGAAAGCCAGUGUCUGGCACCUCAGCAAAGUUGGAUGGUUUCACAGAAAAUGCUGACUACGAGUUUCGAGUUCGAGCUGUUAAUGCAGCUGGACCAGGAGAGCCAAGUAUUCCCACAGAGAUGGUUAGGGUCGCGAAGAAGAAGGUCAAGCCCGAUUCACCUGAAGACGUCACUCCUACAGAUGUAUUGGCCAAUUCCUGCACAUUGAAAUGGAAGCCACCCAAGAAUGACGGUGGAAGUCCUGUCAUGGACUACGUCGUCGAAAAGUGCGACGAGGCGGUUGGCACGUGGACACCCGUUCGUGCAUCUAUUCGUGAUAACUCCGUUACGGUGGGUGAUCUGGUAGAGGGAAAGCGUUACCUCUUCCGCGUCAGCGCUGUCAAUGCCAUCGGAAAAUCGGAACCUGCUGAGACGCUUACCUCCAUUGUUGCCAAAAAUCCAUUUGACGCUCCUGAUGCUCCAACCUCUGUGAAGGUGGUCGACUACGACCACAGUUCAGCGACAAUUGCAUGGGAGCCUCCCGAAAGGGACGGUGGCAAUCCCAUCAAAGGUUACCUCGUUGAGAAACGAGUGGGCAAGGGCGAAUGGGUAAAAGCACUGCCAAAUCUCGUGUCAGGCACUGAAGCAACUAUUCCCAAUCUGCCAUUUGGCAAGGAGGUGGAAUUCCGAGUUGCUGCUGUCAAUGACGGUGGUCCGGGUGACUUCUCUCGCGCCACCCUGCCUCAGCUGAUCAAAGAUAAAACAAGCCCUGCGGGACCUCCCGAUGGUUUAAAUGUGGACAAGAUGAACAAGAACGGCGCAAAGUUGUCGUGGAAGAAGCCUCGCAACGACGGUGGCUCACCAGUUACGGGCUAUGUGGUGGAGAAGCUGGACGAGAAGGGUGAAUGGACCCCAGUGAAACAGACCACAGAACCAGAGGCCUUCAUACCGAUGAAAGAGGGUGAGAAAACUCAAUUCCGUGUUCGAGCUGUUAAUGAGGAAGGUGAGGGUGAGCCCAGCCGUCCAACACCCCCGGUCACUGCGGAGAACCAACCCGCACCUCCACGCAUUAUAACACCAGCUGAUGGCGUACAAGGUGGACCCGGAUCUGGUGUUGGCGGUCUUCAGGACAUCACUAUUAAGGCAGGUCAAGAACUCCGAAUGCCAAUAGCCUGGUUUGGCCACCCACCACCGACAGCCACAUGGAUCCAGAAUGGUCAACCUGUUAAGCCUGGUGGAGAGCGGAAGAUUGCCAUGACAACGGAGCCGCAGCCACACCCCGUUGAACCAUUGGCUGGUGGACUUUUGGAGGAAGAACCGGGCGGCACCUCGGUGCUGCGUGUGCCUAAAGCCUCACGAGCAGACUCAGGCGAAUGGCAAGUAGUAUUGAAGAAUGACCUUGGACAGACGACCUCGUCGUGCAGAGUCGUGGUCAUUGACGUUCCCUCGGCUCCAUCUGGACCUCUGGAGGCGACAGAUGUGAAGGCAGAUGAGAUUUCCUUGAGCUGGAAGCCGCCGGAAGACAGUGGAGGCGAGCCAGUCACCAACUACGUUCUUGAGAAACGACCCAAAGGCUCUGGCGAGUGGCAAAAAGUCAGUGCAUUCAUCAAGACGCCUAACGCUACUGUUCGUGGACUGGAAGAGGGAGUGGAGUAUGAAUUUCGGGUGAUGGCAGAAAACGCCAUGGGACUGAGCGAGCCUCUCACCACGGAGAAGGCUAUCAAAGCCAAGCAUCCGUUUGAUCCACCCUCUGGAAUGCAAAAGCCAACUGUCGAGGAUACCACGGAGCAUUCUGUGUCACUUUCGUGGGAGCCACCACGAAAGGGACCGGUAACUGGCUAUAUCGUGGAGAAGCGGCUAAAGGGCGAGAAAAAUUGGGCAAAGGCGCAUUCAGGAACUAUAACCGGUUUGAAUACAACCCUUCGGGGUCUGCCCACAGACAAGGAAUUCCAAUUUCGAGUUGUGCCCAUCAAUCUUGCAGGACCAGGUGAACCUAGUGAACCGACAGAGAAUGUCAUAGUUCGAGAACCACCCACUGCUCCAAGGAUAGGUGAUUUGAAGAGGGAGAUCAAUGCGACACUGGGUGAACCAUUCAAGAUACAUGUGCCCUACACCGGCACACCUCCAGACAACGUGGCUCUCAUUAAAGAUGGCAAGCCAGUUAGCCUUCCAAGUGGUCGAUUCGUAUUGGAGGUCACUCCGGACGAAGUAAUUAUCACUGACUUGAAAGCGGAAAAGGAAGAUACUGGUCGCUAUGAGGUGGCACUUGAGAAUGAGGAGGGCAAGGAUCAAGUGGCUCUGCAGGUGAAUGUUAAGAGUCCUCCUGAUGCUCCUACUGGACCGCUGGAGGUCUCCGACGUCACUGCUGACGGUUGCAGGCUUAAAUGGAAACCUCCGAAAGAUAACGGAGGCUCACAAGUCACCAACUACGUUGUGGAGAAGCAGGAUCUGCAGACAGGCGAGUGGUUACCGGUGAGCAGCUAUGUGCGCGGGACCGAGUUUAAUGUAUCUAAUCUGGAUGAGGGCAAGCGCUACAACUUCCGAGUCAAAGCUGUCAAUGAAAAUGGUGUGAGCGAGCCGCUGGAGUCACAGACACCUAUUACAGCUACAAAUCCUGUUGUGCCUCCCAGUGCACCAAAUGGCCUUGAAGUGGCAGACGUUGAUUCAGAGGAGGUCACGCUGACAUGGAUGAAGCCGAGGAAGGACGGUGGCUCGAAGGUCACUGGCUAUGUGGUAGAGUACAAACCGGCUGGCAGUGAUGAGUGGAUCAAAGCGCCGAGCACGAAGGAAAUCACUGCGACUGUCCGUGGCCUAUGCAAAGGCGAGAAGUACGUGUUCCGCGUCAGUGCCAAGAAUUCGGCUGGUACUGGCGAGCCCAGUCAAGCUACCAGGCCUGUGCUCUGCAAACCCAAAUACGAUGCUCCGGACGCUCCCGGACAGCCUCACGUGGAGGACGUGGACAAGGACCAAGCUACGCUCUGCUGGUCCGCACCCCUUCGUGAUGGUGGCUCGAAACUUACAGGCUUCGUAGUGGAGAAGAAGAAAUUGGGAGACGAUGAUUGGAGCAAGGCGGCCGAUCUACCUCCAUCCGCUACAACGGCAACCAUCGAGCAGCUGGAACCUAAUGCAGAAUACGAAUUUCGUGUUCGUGCAGUUAAUGCUGCAGGCCCUGGUGAACCAUCCCUUCCAUCGGAACUCCGUAAAAUCGUACCCAAACAAACAAAACCAAAUGGUCCAGAGGAGGUUAAUGUCAAGAACGUUCUUGCCAACUCCUGUACUGUCGAGUGGACUCCACCGAGAUCAGAUGGUGGAUCUCCAAUCACUGGCUAUGCAGUGGAAAUGUGUGAUGAAGCUACGGGUGUUUGGACACCCGUCUCCAGGUCCGUCAAGGGCAACUCUGUGGAGGUUCCCGGACUCACUGAAGGUCAUCGCUACAAUUUCCGUGUGUCGGCUAUUAAUGAUCUGGGUCGUUCGGAGCCUAUGGAAACCCUACUCUCUACCCUUGCUAAAAACCCGUUCGAUAAUCCUGAUUCUCCCCAGUCCGUGAAAAUUGACGAUUACGACAGAGAUUCCGUGGUUCUCUCCUGGAAACCACCAGAUAGUGAUGGAGGUAACCCAAUAAAGGGCUACAUCGUGGAGAAACGCACACCCAAGGGUCAAUGGGUCAGGGCGACGGCUGGAAUUAUACCUGACACAACUGCAUCUUUGACAGGUCUUGAACCCGGACGCGAGUAUGAAUUCCGUGUCGCUGCUGUCAAUGAAGGUGGUCCUGGAGACUUCUCAAGACCUACUAUGCCUCAUCUCAUGCGUGAUAAGAUCGCUCCUGCGGGAUCUCCGGAUAGCUUGAACGUGGACAAGGUGAACAAGAAUGGCGCAAAGCUGUCGUGGAAGAAGCCUCGCAAUGACGGUGGCUCACCAGUCACGGGCUAUGUGGUGGAGAAGCUGGACGAGAAGGGUGAAUGGACCCCAGUGAAACAGACCACAGAAUUAGAGGCCUUCAUACCGAUGAAAGAGGGUGAGAAAACUCAAUUCCGUGUUCGAGCUGUUAAUGAGGAAGGUGAGGGUGAGCCCAGUCGUCCAACACCCCCAGUCACCGCAGAAGAUCAACCGAUGGCUCCACGCAUUGCCACUCCAGCAGAUGGACUUAUUGACAGUCCACGCUCUGGUAUUGGUGGUUUGAAAGACAUUACAGUCAGGGCCGGUCAAGAAAUUCGGCUGCCUGUGACUUGGUUUGGCAGUCCCACUCCUGUUGCUAACUGGACUCACAAUGACAAGCCCAUCAAACCAGAUGGUCUCCAUGUUAAAGCCACGACUGAGGAUGCGCCUCAUUCUGCAAAACCACUCCUUGGCGGCCAUCUGGAAGAAGAACCAGCUGGAACUUCUGUUCUUAUUAUUCAAAAAGCAAAGCGUGAGGACUCUGGCACCUAUGGAGUCACUAUUGAAAACCCCCUUGGACAGACGCGCAGCUCUUGCUCGGUCAUCGUACUAGAUGCUCCUUCUGCACCUGGAGGUCCUUUGGAAGCAGCAGACAUCAAAUCGGAUGAGAUAACGCUUAAAUGGAAACCACCUGAAGAUGACGGUGGUGAACCGGUUAAGAAUUACAUUUUGGAGAAACGAGUUACUGGCACUGACAACUGGCAGAAGGUUAGUGCCUUCCUCAACUCACCAGAAGCGACCGUUCGUAAUCUGGAAGAAGGAACGCCCUACGAGUUCCGUGUUAUGGCGGAGAACUCGUACGGAGUUAGUGAGCCACUGAUGACAACUGGUAGCAUUAAGCCAAAGCAUCCCUUCAACCCACCUUCCGGUAUGUCGGAACCAUAUGUCGAGGAUACGACAGAUGACAGUGUCACUCUAUCCUGGGAUACUCCCACACGUGGUCCAGUGUCUGGCUACAUUGUUGAGAAGAAACCGAAAGGUUCCCGUGAAUGGACCAAAGCCAAUCUGGGCAAUGUGACCGGCAACUCCUACACCGUGAAGGGUCUGCCCACAGGCAAGGAGUUCGAGUUCCGUGUAGUGCCUUACAACGCUGCAGGUAAUGGUGAACCAAGUGAUUCCACCGGUCUUAUCAAAGUACAGAAGCCUGUAGAGGCACCGAAAAUCUCCUACGAUGCACCCACCGAAGUCAAUACGGUCUUGGGUCAACCGCUCAAAAUCCGUAUUCCGUUCACUGGCUCUCCCCCUACCGAUGUUGAACUGGUUAAGGAUGGGAAGCCAGUGUCCAUACCGAAUAACCAUCUCAACGUGGAGAUCACACCUGACGAAGUUAUCAUAACUGCUCCUACCUCGGAGAAGGCUGAUACAGGUGUCUAUGACGUCAAAGUAGCCAAUGAAAAGGGCUCUGACCACAGACCAAUCAAAAUCAACGUCCUUUGUCCACCGGAUCCACCAGUAGGCCCGUUGGAUAUUAAAGAAGUCACUGCGAACUCGUGCAAACUGUCAUGGCAACCACCGGCUGCUACGUAUGGAUCGCCAGUGACGAAUUACGUCGUAGAGAAGCAGGAUGUUGCAACUGGUGAGUGGACACCAGUAAGCAAGUUUGUGCGUCAGCCAGAAUAUGAGGUCACAUCGUUGGAUGAGGGUAAAAAGUACAAAUUCCGUGUUUCGGCGGUGAAUGACUAUGGUGUCAGUGAACCCCUGGAAGCCGAUCGUGCCAUCACUGCGGUCGAUGAAGCCGUCGCACCGGACGCUCCACAAAACGUGGACGUCACCGAUGUUACGGAGGACAGCGUCUCCCUGGAGUGGACGAAACCACGUGGAACUGGUAGCAAGCGCCCCACGGGUUACGUCAUUGAAUACAAAACAUCGGACGGUGAAUGGACUAGAGCACCUGUUGGACAAAUUAAGGGGACUUCUGCUACUGUAAGCGGCUUGGAGAAGGGCAAACGCUACGCCUUCCGCGUAUCCGCCAAAAACGACGCUGGUAUUGGUGAACCCAGUCGUCCGACCCAGACUGUUGAAUGCAAACCGAAGUACACAACCUCCGGAAGCACCAGCAUGCCAGCAGUUGACAGCGUUGGUCGCGACUUUGUCAAUCUCUCUUGGACUCCGCCUAAACGAGAUGGUGGUUCGCGCAUAACUGGCUACGUUGUGGAGAAGCGUCCUCGUGGUUCUUCGGACUGGGUCCCCGCCACCGCCUCUCCAAUUAUCGGAACCUCGGCGAACAUUAGUGGGCUGCCGACUGGUGAGGAAUUCGAGUUCCGUGUUGUUCCAGUCAACGCUGCUGGUAAAGGCGAGCCCAGUCCCGCUACUCCGAUGACUAAAAUUGAGGACAAACGUGCCAGGGCAGCGGCCGACUUUAUUACCAAGUUGACACCAGCAUCAGCGGGUGUCGGAGGUACAGCAGAGUUUAUGGUCCAAGUUGAUGGCAAUCCUGCACCAAAAGUCCGCUGGCUUCGCAACGGUAUGGAGCUGAACCCGUCCAGCCGAGUAAAGAUCACCGGACCCGAUAAUGAUGGCAUGGCACGCCUGGUUCUGGAGGACCUCAAUGAGCACGACGGUGGUGACAUCACCUGUGAACUGGUAACACCUGUCAAUCGAAUCUCGUGUUCUGCGCCCCUAGAUGUCUUUGGUGCACCACGCGUCCAAGACGAGGUGCCGGAGCGAACUGCAGAGGAGGGCGAUCUGGUCAAAUUUAAGGUGCCAUACACUGCUAAGGGCAAUAUCUCCCUCAAACUGCGCAAGGAUGGUCGUGAUGUGCCCGAGUCAAGCACUGUCAAACUCAUGGACCUGGAUGGUGUGGCUUCCGUCCAAUUUAAAGACGUCGAUCGCGAUAUGGCUGGCAAAUACACCCUGGAUAUAUCCAAUGAAAGUGGAACGACCUCGGUACCGAUUGUUCUGAAAGUCCUUGGGGAACCUGACUUGUGUCAAGGACCACUGCAGGUUACCGACACGACGCCCUUCAGCACUCGUCUCUCGUGGAAACCACCACGUAACGACGGCGGUUCUAAGGUGACGCAUUAUGUAGUGGAGCGGCAGGAGGUUGGCAAGGAUAACUGGGUCAUGGUCCAAUCAGCUUGUACUUCACCCACCUCAGAGAUUCAGGGUCUCACAGAUGGUGCUAGCUACCACUUUCGCGUUGCACCUGUCAACGAUGUUGGUCAGGGACCCUGGCUCACUACAACCACUCCGAUUGUUGCCAAGUAUCCAUUCGAUAAGCCCUCAGCACCAGGUCCGGUUUCGGUCUCUGAUGUGGGAUCGAACUUUGUCAAUCUUACGUGGUCGCGUCCACCCAACGAUGGUGGUGGUCGGCUCCUCGGCUACUUUAUCGAGAAGCGUGAAGCUGGUGCACCCAAUUGGACCCGAGUGAACGUUAAACCCAUCCAAACCCUCUCCUACAACAUACCAAACCUCAUUGAGGACAAGUCCUACGAGUUCCGCGUGUUCGCUGUCAAUGAUGCUGGUGAAAGUCCACCCUCCAUUAUUGGCAGUCCGAUUCUUGUCAAGGAUCCGUUGAGCUGCGCUACUCCACAGCUGCUGCGAUCGUUGAAACCUAUCACUGUCAACGAGGGACGUGAUGUGGAAUUCGAAAUUGAGGUGGACUGUUCAUCGCCUUACGAGGUGACGUGGUACAAGGGCGAUCGUGAACUUGUACCAUCCCAUAGGAUUGACAUGUCCCGAGAGGGUCGCAUGUGCACUCUAACGAUUGCAAAUUGUCAAGGCGAGGAUACUGACGACUACAGUGUGAGGGUCUCUAAUCGUGGUGGCACAAAAUACAGUCGUGCUUCACUUGCUGUCAACACCAAACCCCAAAUUAAUCUACCAAGCCGCUGGCACGAGCCAACGGACUGGGAGCGUGGUGAUACUAUCCAAAUUAAAGCCCCCUUCGUGGGUUACCCAACACCUCGUGCUACCUGGAAACUAAAUGGAAAGGAGUUGCACGAGGGGAAGAAUGCGCAGAUGGAGAUGAAACGUCGCCACGCCAUCCUUACUCUCUCCAAUGUGAAUGAGAACACUACCGGCAAGGUGGAACUGAUUCUGGAGAACUCUAUGGGCAGCGACUCUGCCACCAUCGAUCUACGUGUCCACGACCGACCUCCGCCACCCUACGACGUUAAUGUAGAGGGCACUUCUGACGGAUGCGCCCUACUCUCCUGGAAGAUGCCUCCAGACUCGGGAUACGUCUCUGAGUACAUAAUCGAGCGAGCAGAGAUGCCGGGUGAUAACUGGAUCCGUGCUGGUAUCAGCCGCUUCUCCACCUACAACUGCGAAGGUCUACAAAAUGGCCAUGAGUAUCGAUUCCGCGUCUUUGCUGACAACCUCCACGGUCGCAGCGAUCCCAGUGAGCCCUCCGAACCGGUUUUGAUUAAGCCCGAGGAGAAGGCACGCAAUAAACAGAGGCGGAGACUUGGUGAUGGUGAACCCAGGGGCUCCUACGAUGGUCCACCAAUUACCGAUUAUGACAGAUUCUAUGAAGGUCUGUGGCGCAAAGGAGCUCCUCUACCGACCAACUUCAACUCCGGAAAUAUCUAUGAUUAUUACAACAUUCUUGAGGAAAUCGGCACCGGCUCCUUUGGAGUUGUACAUCGGGCUAAAGAAAAGGCGACGGGACGCACCUACGUGGCUAAAUUCGUGCCCACAUCUACAGAAGCGGAGCGAAAUGCCGUGAACAAUGAGGCGAACAUAAUGAAACAGUUAAACCACCCGAAACUGUUGCACCUUCACGAGGUCUUCUCUGAACCUAACGAAACUGCUCUGGUCCUUGAAUUUCUCUCUGGUGGCGAGCUGUUCGAUAGAAUCGCGGACGAUGGCUACACUAUGAAUGAGGCCGAGGUGAUCAAGUACAUUCGACAACUUCUCGAGGGUCUGCAACACAUGCACGAGAACCACAUUGUUCAUCUUGACAUCAAGCCUGAGAACAUAAUGUGUGAGACCAGCCGUUCUACAGACAUCAAGCUGGUUGAUUUUGGCCUCGCCACGAAACUGAAUCCACAGGAUGAGGUGCGAGUGAGCACUGCAACACCUGAGUUCGCGGCUCCAGAAAUAGCAGAUCACAAUCCUGUUGGCUUUUAUACCGAUAUGUGGGCUGUUGGUGUGCUCUCCUACAUCCUCCUCUCCGGUAUCUCGCCUUUCACCGGCUCCGAUACUAUGGACACCCUUCGCAAUGUCAGCCGGGCCUCUUAUGACUUCAGUGAUGAUGCCUUCCAGGAUGUCUCGGACAACGCAAAGGACUUCAUCUCAAAACUGCUCAUCAAAGCCCCUGAGAAACGUAUGAACGUUUUUGAAGCUCUGAACCAUCCUUGGCUCAACACCGAGAUUACGGAUGAUCAGCGGCGUCGCAUCCCAUCCAAACGCUACAAUGCAGUUCGUCAACAAAUGCAUGAGCGUAUUGGUGACAGUUGGGAUCGCAAGCCAGCUAUUGGACAUCUCUCGAAUUACAGCAGUAUUCGCCGCCUCAAACGCGAUGAUUACAAGAUUUACUCAACUCAUUUCGACCACCGCGAAGCCGGCCCCAGAUUUAUCCGUCAUCCCACCGGUCAGACAGUUAUCGAAGGCAACACCGCUCAAUUCGAUUGCCGUGUCAUUGGUGUCUCCGAACCCGUAAUCACUUGGGUGUACCGAGGCACACCUCUGAAUCAGAGUCUCAAGUAUAUGCAACGCUAUUCAGGUCACGACUACUCCCUUAAAGUUAGCCGAACAAAGAGAUCCGAGGAUGAGGGCGAGUACAUCGUCCGCGCGGAGAACAGCUUUGGCCGAAAGGAGAGCUCCGCCUACCUCACUGUUGAGCCUGUUCGGGAAACGACUCGAGAACCCUCCGUGAUGCCAAAGAAGAAGUUCGUUCUGAAGGAGUACGAGGUUAUUCUACCGGAAGAAUUCCCUCCGAGAUUUUCAUUAUCGUUGAGGAAUCGUUUUAUCCAAGAUGGGCAUUCCGUGAAACUCACCUGUACUGCUGACGGAAAUCCAUCUCCACAACUCACCUGGUUCAAGGAUGGACAUCAAAUAGAGCGAGGCGGAGACUACGACAUUCAGACAAUGUUGGGUAUCUCGUCGUUGGAGAUUUACAGUUGCAGCGAACAUCAUUCAGGCAAAUAUACCUGUCGGGCGAGCAACAAGCUCGGCGAGGAUGAGACUGUUUGCAAACUCGUUGUUGAACCGAACCGAGUGAGGCGCCUGCUGGCAUCGACAGCAGGUGUCAGGGGAAUGCGAGCUUCCAGCACGAUGCCCUAUCCUUCAACAACCUCGGAUACGUACAGAUCCACAUCCACCUGGCGUGAGUCAUCAAUCACGGGAGAUAGAAUGGUUACCACUACUACUACCACUACUACCACUCGCACCAGCUAUCGGUCAUCGGAGAGACGCUCGUCGGGUCUCCGUGAGGUCUCACCUCAACAGACGUCUCCCGUCCUGCAGAGCGCCAUUGAAGCACCUACCGACCUCUACGAAGGAGAUACACUUGCCCUGGAGGCACGAUUCCUUCCAGCGGAACCAAGUGCUAGCAUCAUUUGGAGUGUGAAUGGACAGGAGGUGACAUCGGACGGUCAUAUAAGCAUUAGAACUUCAAGCGAUGGUUGUCGAAGCACUCUCCGAAUCGUCGAUCUCACUCGCGAUGACUCGGGCAGUUACGAGUGCAAGGCAAUCAACUCCGCUGGUGUCGCAAGGACCAGAACCGAGUUCAGUGUCCGAAGAAAAAUGCAGUCCAUGCUGGAAGACGCAAAUUCUUUUGCUCCUAUGAACGACAUCUCUCUCACAGAACAAUUUGGAGAUAAAGAGGAGUCCUCACCUCUCAAUGAAGUUGUCGAGAACGGAGAACCCGUUGAUCAUGAAUUCGGUGAAGUUGACCAUGUGGACGAAGACGCCAGAGAUGAGCAAUCUAGCUUCAAACCCGAAGUGCCCAUCUUGUUGCGUCAACUCCAGGGCCAGAUUGUUGAGUUGGGUGUAGGAUCGGCAACCUUCAGUUGCGAGUUCAAAAAUGCUACCGGAGUCGGGUGGUCCUUCAAUGGGAAGGUGCUAGCACCGGAUGACAAGUAUGACAUCACCAUGAAGGGUAGUGAGGUCAUACUUACUAUCAAGGACGUUGAACUCGAGGACUCCGGCAUCUACGUAUGCUAUGCUGUCAAUACCGAUGGCCGUGUUACAACUGUGGGAUACCUCUCUGUCAGGGACCCGCAAAAUCCCCUUCCUGGGCCACAAUUCCUCUCCUUCCCGAAGUCAGUAAUGACCACCGCCGAUCGCCCAAUUGAACUGGAAUUGAUGCUAUGCCAGAAUGAAUUGGAGAUGGAGGAGGCUCAACCAGUCAUCUCCGAGGACGGAUUGUCGGCAAAGAUUUCUCUUCCCGGAGGUGAAUUAAUUCCAGCCGACAGUGGAAAAUACGCCAUAAUCGCUCAGAAUGCCGAAGGGGAGCAUUCGGAGUGGUGGAUCGACAUUCAGGUCAAACCCGCAGCCAAAUUACCCUAG
Molecule: messenger RNA, 17595 nt
Organism: Echinococcus granulosus
Lineage: Eukaryota; Metazoa; Platyhelminthes; Cestoda; Cyclophyllidea; Taeniidae
Product: Titin
Exons: 76
Coding region: 1-17595 (5864 amino acids)
Biological process (GO): protein phosphorylation
Molecular function (GO): protein kinase activity; protein binding; ATP binding
Source: RefSeq, a predicted model, not a curated record